CGGCCCCAUCGCCGCCCUUCCGCGGCCCCGUCGUCGCCGCCCUUCAGCGGCCCAAUCGCCACCCUUCCGCGCCAGCCCCGUCCGCCGCCCUUUCAGCGGCCAGUCGCCGCCCUUUCACGGCCCGUCGCCGCCCUUUCAGCGGCCCCGUCGCCGCCCUUCCGCGUCCCCGUCGCCACUCAGCCGCCCAGCGCCAGAGCCGCCGAACCGCCCAGCCGCCGAGCAACCGAGCCGCCGAGCAGCCGAGCCGCCGAGCAGCGAGCCACCGCCGAGCAGUCAAGCCGCCGAGCAGCGAGCCGCCCUACACAGCCGAGCCGCCCGACCGCCGAGCCGCCCUGCAGCCGAGCCACCCGACCGCCGAGCCGCCCAGCAGCCGAGCCGCCGAGCCGCACCGCAGCCGAGGCGCUUCCGCCUGUCGGCCUGCCCGGGACCGCCCCACUUGCCUGUGCGAUCGGGCAGACGGGCUCUCCUUGUUUGACCUCACUUUUGGUGCCUCUCCUGCCCCUGCUGCUGAUGCUGACGCCACUGUUCGCUCACAGUGGGCCACGCGUGAUGCCGCUGCUCGCCUUGCUGUGCGCCGCCACUUACCGACCACUGAGCGUGCACACUUUAGCCAGUACAAGAGUGCUCAGACCUUGGACCACUUCCUCUCAGUUUGCCCCACCACUCUCACCGUUGACCUCCUCGAGAAGGCCCUCCUAGCAGCAGAGACGAGUAUAGUCGUUGUAGGAGGCUCUCGUGGUGACCCUCGCACCCCCAUCUUUGAGGGGUGUUCUCCCUCCCCCCGAUUGCCCUCUAUUGCCUCUGCUGCUGCGGCCGACCUCGUUGGUUUCGAGUCGGUCGGCGCUGCGUCUGCCCCGAGCGGGAGAACGCCGCACCGCAAGGGCAAGGGGGGCAAGGGCACUAGAGGGGCUGGCGGGGGCGGUGGAGGUGGUGGUGGAGGCAGUGGAGGGAGUGGGGGUGGUGGUGGGAGUGGUGCCGGGGGUGGUGGCGGCGGCGGCAGCAGUGGAGGCGGCGGAGGCGGCGGUGGUGGCGGAGGGAGCGGAGGCGGCGGAGGUGACGGAGGAGGCGGAGGUGGAGGAGGCUGCGGAGGCGGCGGCGGCGGCGGAGGCGAUGGUGGGAGCGGGUCGCGACUCUGCGCAGAGGAGUGGCUCAGGUGGUGGUCCGCGCCAGCAGCAGUGGAGUGGUGUGACCCUGUCCCCUCAGCAGCUUCGUGA
Molecule: messenger RNA, 1214 nt
Organism: Closterium sp. NIES-65
Lineage: Eukaryota; Viridiplantae; Streptophyta; Zygnematophyceae; Desmidiales; Closteriaceae
Source: the annotation of a GenBank genome assembly